Molecule: messenger RNA, 4181 nt
Organism: Parasteatoda tepidariorum (common house spider)
Lineage: Eukaryota; Metazoa; Arthropoda; Arachnida; Araneae; Theridiidae
Source: RefSeq, a predicted model, not a curated record
UCUUUUAGAAUAAUCAUACGUAAUAAUGAACAAUUGUGAAUAUGAGAUUGUGAUUAAUGAAAAAGAACUUUUUCUUUCUGGAGGAAAAGGGAAGCGUUGAACUUUGUCAAUCACUGAAAACCCGCAAUCAUUCUGGUUCCAUUUCUAGUUUUCCCGCCAAAAACAGAUUUCAUAGGCGUAGCUUGGGAAGUGUCUUUUUUAUUAAGGUCAACAUAUAAAUAGGCUUCCAAUUGCCGGAUAAGCUUUAAAAAAAGUUGUGGGUUUGGUUUCAUCAAAUAGGUAGACUCGUCUUUUUCAUUUCUCAUGGUGGGAAAAUAAUAAUCCUUACUGGAAAAGCUGUGUUUUUGAUAUCCAAAGAUGAUAAAGCAAUUAUGUUUAGUAGCUAUCUAUUCGCUACUUCUGAUAUCAGGAAGAACAGAUGCGAGACCAGAUUUUAUUGAAUCUAUGAGCCGGCAAUUCUUUGGUAUUUCUGAUGAUGGUGGUCACCAACACAAUCAACAGCAGCAAGAUCCUUUUUCUGAAAUGUUUGGAUUACAAAGCCAAAAAGUUCAAUCUAGACCACCUUCUCCUGUGCAAAGCCAUCGAUAUAGAACUCACCCUCCUUUGCAGAAUCAUUCGCCAGGACACCGCCCUCCAGCUCCUAAUCAUCAUCAAAGCAAACAACAUCAUCAAGGAUCUGCCCCUCAGCGUCAAGGUUAUUAUCUAAAACCUCUUAAAACUCAUCAUCAGUCUCCUCAUCAUCAAACUCAUCAUGUGCAUGCCCAGCAUGUCAAACAUGACCCACACCCAGAAUACAACGGUCCUCCCCCAGUAUAUGGGCAACAGCAAGGUUUCGGACAACGUAAUCCUGACGCAAAUGAUACUGCCACUGUGGGUCAUCCCGCUGAGAAACAAAGUCAUCAUCAUAUUCAGCCAACACAACUGCAUCAUCAACAGGCUCGACAACCAGAAUACGCAAUUCAGCAUUAUCCUAAGCAUGAAACUAUAGAGUACCAUCAACCACCAGAAACUGUUGUAGAAUAUCAACAGCCUCCAAUAGAAUACCAUGCUCCCCCGCCAUCAGAGUAUCAUCAAGUUCUCCAUCAACCAGCUGUAAUCGAAGAACAUCACGGACCUCAAAUAGAGAUACAUACUGAACCCCAUCACCAUGAGCAUCCAACUCAUGUAGAUUAUCAUCAUCCUCCAGAGGAACAUCAUCAUACUUUUACCCUUCCUAAACCGAAAAAAUUUCACCUGAGCUUCAACCAACCCAGUCCUGAUUACAAAAUAAUCGAUAAGCACUUGAAAAUACCUCCAGUAAAGUUUCGAUUUCACAUAAAUCCUAAAAUUACGAUUACAACUAAUACUAAAGAUCCCCUGGAUAAGAAGCAUCACGAUGAUGAACAUGAUUUAGAGCCAUAUCCUCCACCUGAUGCGUUUUCUGAUCAUGACGCUCCUCCAUCCUACAAUGAGCAUGUACUUGAACAUUAUUCUCCUCAUCACCAUCACCCAUCUUCAUAUGAUAUUCAGAAACAAUAUCCAGCAGACUAUCCAGAAGCAAAGCAUUAUGCAGUGGAUCAUGGACACCAUGCUGUUGAACAUUACGCAGUUGGACAUCAUACUGUAGAAAAACCAGCCUAUCCACCACCAUAUCAUAUUGAUCUCAGUCAAGGGCAUAGCCAUCACAAUCCCCAUCGCAGUGGAAAGCAUUAUGAGCCAACCUUUAAAGUAAAAACUAGACCAAUAAUAUUCACAGAGGCCCCACCAACCAAAGCUACGACAACAACGACCACUGCGAGACCAACCAGAUCAACAGCACGAACGACGACAACUACUACAACAACAACUAGUCGCCCAAGAAGUCGAUCACGAGCUCGCUUGAGUGAGAGAAAUCCCAGUUUUUCUGUCGCAUUUACGCAAACAUCCUCAACAGCAACUACGCCAAUUGAAAGGUCAGAAGUUGUAACUAGUUCUUCAACUACCUCAACUUCAAAUAACUCCGAAAGGGAAAGAGAAAGUAGUGGAAUUUCAGCACGAAACGAUGAUCGAUCAUCAACCUCGUCUGCUACAUCUCAAGCAUCUUCAACUACUACAACAACUAUGUCUACUUCUACUACCACUACAACUACUACACCGAAACCAACAACAACUACUACAACUACACCUCAACCUACAACGUCGACUACUACUACAACAACUACUCCCAAGCCUACUACAACAACUACUACUACCACUACACCUCAGCCAACUACAUCGACUACAACCACGACUACUACUCCGAAGCCUACAACAACUAAAGCAGUAUCCACAACUACUCGUUCAACUCCUGCAGAAGAAACAACUCCUCGUACCACAACGGCAAUUGUCAAUGUUGGCGACAAUGAAAUCGACAUGAAGAAAGAAACCGACUCUCCAAGACGCCGACCUGAACCUUUACAAGUAGAAAGGUCAGAAACACUUACAAUUGAGAGCUCUGAAUCUGUUAAAGUGAUUGAAACAACAAUGCUUAUCGAUGGUAAAAACCAAACUGUACGAUUUUACUAUAUUACACAACCUGUCAAGCUUCCUCCUGAGUUGUUCCAGAAAAUGACAGGACAGAAUAAAUUAUCCACCUCGGGUAUGAGUGUUAUUAAACUCAGAGAUAAAAGAUUUGUAAUGAAUGUCGAUGACUUGGAAUCAAUCGAAAAUCUAUGAUCAAGUUCCUGCAGGUUCCAGGAUUUAAGUUGAAACCAGAUGUGAUAUUAGCAAUAAUGCCGAUUAUUUUUGUUACUCCACAAGGGCCAAAAAGAACAAUUGAAUUUUAUAUGUUGUUUUGUCCAAGUCAUUAUAUGUUUUAAAUAAUUUGAAAGAUAGUGCCUGAUAACAUACUGCUUGAAAUUUUUCUCGUUAGAAUUUACUAAAAGCUAUUUAUGAGAGCAUUUCAAACAAAUUUAGAAGAAAAUUUUUAUGUUUUUUUUAUUUUUAUGUUUUCAGUUCCAGUUUAAUGGUGCCAAUUCAUAAAUGUUUGUUCUAACUCAAAGUUUUAGAACAUUAUAUAUAUUAAAAAUAAACCAAGUACAACGCAUUUAUUAGCAGGUGAAGUAAAAAAAAAUGCUAGCGAAAGAAACUGGGAUCAAUAAUCUUGAUUUUUCUUGUUUUGCAUGAAUGUCAACCAGUUUUUUCAUCUAAAACCAUUAAAACAAGUAACACGUAUUGUAUUUUAAUAACAAUUCCUAAACAUACUUGUUAUUGUGGAUAUGAAAAAAAUUAUAAACGUACAAAACCAUAAUAGUUGAGAAUUGUAAAAUGGCUUGCCGGUAUAAAGACCUUUGGGAAAGAAUACUGAAAGGAGUUUUAGUUUUUAUCAAAAGAUAUAAGAGUUUAUUAAAGUGAGAAUAUAUUCUAUGGUGAAUAGGGGAAUCCAGGUUUCAAAUCCAGGUUUUGCUAUAACCAAUGUUCUAGGAAUUAUAUAAUAAUAAAUACUACAUGACGAACGGUGCCAUAUACCGGUAACAAGUCGUGGCAAAGGUGCAGUAUUUAUGCAAAGUGAAUAAAUAUUUUGUGGAUAAUACAAGUUAUUGGGAAAAAAGCAUCUAACGGGAUAUUAGCCCCUUGAACAAAAUGGGCUAGAAUAUUUAAUCGCGUAGAAUUUUCAUAGCUGCAUAUUAUAUUCUUGUCUUUCAACAGAAAUCAUACAUCAAUUGUUACAAAUGUAUAACACUUGUAUGCAUAGUUACCUCUUUCUUUUUCUGAACAUUAUUUGUGAAAGAGUUACUUAAAAUAAGCUUUCCUAAUUAAUUUCCAUGAACUACAUCGAACAGAAGUUUGAAUUUACUGAUGAAUAGUCUUAUUAUCAUUAAGUACUUUCAACACACAGUUGCACCUUAGAAUGAUAAAGCAUGAGCUCUUUUUUUCCCUUCAAUUUUUGAAUAGCUUUCAAUGAUAGCUGUCCAAACUGCAAUGAUAUUUAGGAUUUUCAUUUAUUGUGUUCAUCAACUGGCUUGUAAUCCUUUUUCUUAUAGGUACUCAAAUAUCAUAAAUGCCAAAUAAUAACGAAUCAAGAUUAUGAAGAUAAAAAGAACUUACUCGAGAGGCGAAUCGAACUUAACAUUGACCAUUGCAAAAGUAACUUUACGAAUUUACAGAGAAGUAAUGAUGGUAGUAAUGAUUGCAUGUAUUAAUGAUAUUCAAAAUUUAAUAAUAAAAAUUAGAGUAACAUCUGA